This is a messenger RNA of Scomber japonicus (chub mackerel), 1323 nucleotides long. RefSeq names its product membrane-spanning 4-domains subfamily A member 15-like. The record is from RefSeq and is a predicted model, not a curated record. Gene Ontology annotation, cellular component: membrane. The transcript is spliced from 7 exons. Lineage: Eukaryota; Metazoa; Chordata; Actinopteri; Scombriformes; Scombridae. Bases 161 to 781 code for a protein of 206 amino acids.
GAGCUCUGGACAUGUUCACAAUUAACUGAUCGUUCACAAAACAUCACUGUUACUCUGCUCCAGAUGUGAGUGUGACUCUGCUACAGAUGGGAACGUAAUGGGUCAUUACAAGACGAGCUAACGCCGAACUACAGCAGGCACCGCAUAACUGCACAAGAAGAUGACAUCUGAAAUCUACUUUGAGAGUGGACCAGGUGGGAAUAAUGCAAGUCUUCAAAGCACCACAGUGGGGGGCAGCAAGCCUUUACAUCGCUUCAUUAAGGGUGAACCCAAGAUUAUUGGCAUCGUUGUGCUGGUCUUGGGCGUAUCUUUCAUCAUUAUUUCUGCUGCAUUGCAAAUAGACACUAUUGGACAUAUAACAACAGUCUUCCCACCUGGAUUCCUGCUGGGAACACUGUACAUCUUGUGUGGGCUUCUAUAUAUUCUGACAGAGCACAACCCAACCAAAAAAAAAGUGACCAUGUCCUUGGCUCUGAGUAUUGUCACUAUACUAGGGGCAUUUUGGACUAUAAUGACCAAACUGCCACAUAUAGUGCACAUGCACUAUAUGAGGCACGAUGAGUACCUGGAAGUCAACUCAACAGAAAUUGAGGAAGCAUCAUGGGCCUCAGAUUACGAGGACAUGGGAAUAACCGUGGAAGCCAUCUUUGUGUUCUACUGUUUUGUUGGUGCAAUUAUUUUCAUUGUAAUGUCAAUUCUGGCUGGGGCUGCCCUGCGUUCCACUAAUAGCCAGGUCAUUCUUAUGAUGUCUACUACACCGACUGAAACGCCUGCUGAAUAAUAACCACAAGAAGAAGGCUUGAAGUAUGACACACAGACAAAGACACCAAAAUAUUUCUUUUUAAGGGCAUAACAGGAUUUCUAAAUAUACAUUUUCACCAGCAUGUUGUGGUGACUGUAUACAAUGCAAUACAGAUAUGACUAUAGGUAUCUAUGUAUAAUAUGUACUGCAAUGUGGUGUUUCUGUGAUCUGUUACAUGUUGCAACACUAUGUGAGUACUGUACUUUCCUAUUUUGGAAACAUAACUCAAAAGGAUGGUGGCAUCACACUUUCUGCUACUUAAUCUGCUGUUGACAAGAGAAAGGUCUGGUUUAAACCACAGUUCUUCACAGAAACAAGACCAUUACAAUGUAUAGCCAUGCAAGCAGCUCUGUGAAGAUGUAACUGAGUACAGUAGUGCUUUCGUAUGACAACAUGCCCACAAUGACAAUGCUAUGUUUUGUAACCCUAACACACACCUGACCCCCAAUCCUAACCAUCUGACUACUCAUGCCUAAACCUAACCAAGUAGGUGUGUCAUGUAGGUACUGCAAAUCCACAGA